AUGUCAGUGGCACCGAUUCGAGAAAUCAAUGAUGAACUCGUUCUAUGGCGUCCCUUCUUCAAUGGUCUUCCACAAUUAGUCCUAGACUAUCUUGUCACACUUAAAUACAAAGUAGAAGAUGACUUUCCGAUUCCUUAUGUACCCCAAACUCCCGCGUCUGACAAAUUGAAUCACUUGCUGAUGUUGUAUUUCGAGUCCUUCGACUACCAAUAUCAUCAUGAUGAGAAAACUAUGGGAAUUGCUAAUAUCAUACCUGUACCAAACAAAUACAAAGAAGAAAUGGCUGAAAUUACUAAUAUUCGGCUACAAAAUGAUCGUUCAAUUAAAAACUUUCUCGAACGAGAUGCAAUUGAGUAUCUACUACCAUUGAUAAGAAUAGCUAUGACCUCCCAUCCGACAUGGUUUGUAAAAUUAUCUGCACAAUCAAAUAAGCACGAUUUCAAUAUCAAAAGUGUCGACACUGCUGAAGAUGUACUGGAUAUAAUCACUCAGAGUCCUACACUACUCAAAAACGAAUGGCAACGACGAAAGAAGUCAACUUAUAUUAUUCUCAAACCGUGGAAUCCUUUGAUCAAUACGCAUAACGAAUUUCGCUUAUUCAUAUGGGAAAGCAAAGUCACAGCAGCUACACAGCAACAUUGGUAUACACAGUUAGAUCAUUCACAGGAAUAUAUUGACUCGGUUAUAAACGUUAUCAGUGACUACAGACAUUCACCAAAGUUACCAGUGAAUUGUGUGAUUGAUGCAGUCAUACUGGAAGAUGCAAAAAUGAUUAUCAUUGAACUCAAUCCAUGGAUUUGUUCAGGUGGUGGUCUAUUCGAGUGGGAAAUGGAUUAUAAAGUACUCUAUGGUGUUGAAGGAGACGUAGAACUAAGACUUGCAAAUAUGGAAGUAAUGUGA
Molecule: messenger RNA, 900 nt
Organism: Adineta steineri
Lineage: Eukaryota; Metazoa; Rotifera; Eurotatoria; Adinetida; Adinetidae
Source: the annotation of a GenBank genome assembly